GAACACGAGGCUAUGUAUCGCGAACAGUCUGAUGUAAUUAGAAUCUUUUUUAGCGAUCAAGUUCGUUUUGAAGAGUUUUUCUACCUCAGAGUGUUUAAAUUUUGUUUGGAAAAGACGUCAAAUACGCUCGUCAGCGUAACGGAGAAGAAGAAGGCUCGUAAUGGCGUCCAUACUGUCUUCGCGCAACUGUGGAGUGCGCCAGAAUUUCUCGGCAAGUUGCAAGAGACGAAUGGAGCUAGUCAUGUUGUACCGUCGCUUCUGACUAGGAGGAAAGGAAUACCGGAAGUGCAGGGUUACCGGAGGUUACUCAAGAAUGCACCUCGAUUUGAAGCUGAACUUGAGCUCUAUUCUAGACUUGUCAUGAGUUUGGCUAUGUUUUUUGCGAACAGCCUCAAUGCACUAGCUCUUUUUAUCUGAUACAAAAUGAAAACAGCACGAAGAAGCGCACAGAAAGUUCCAUUGAGUUUCUCACCUGGUACUUAAUUAAGGAGAUUGUCCUUGAAGUUACAAAGUACAUGGAACACCAAAAGUAAUCGUGAAGAAACUAGAUGACAAGAAUCAAA
Molecule: messenger RNA, 563 nt
Organism: Corticium candelabrum
Lineage: Eukaryota; Metazoa; Porifera; Homoscleromorpha; Homosclerophorida; Plakinidae
Exons: 5
Coding region: 13-417 (134 amino acids)
Source: RefSeq, a predicted model, not a curated record